Molecule: messenger RNA, 1873 nt
Organism: Pararge aegeria (speckled wood butterfly)
Lineage: Eukaryota; Metazoa; Arthropoda; Insecta; Lepidoptera; Nymphalidae
Gene: Vps60
Product: charged multivesicular body protein 5
Exons: 5
Coding region: 111-791 (226 amino acids)
Biological process (GO): vesicle budding from membrane; late endosome to vacuole transport via multivesicular body sorting pathway
Cellular component (GO): multivesicular body
Source: RefSeq, a predicted model, not a curated record
GUGAACUGUGAUUUAUAGGAAGUUCUUGAUUUCUAUUACUUACUGAUAUUUCGCAAUUAAUUAUUUGGUAGUCUUCAAUCUAUUUGUAAAUACAUUAAAUAAUCUGCAAAAUGAAUAGAUUAUUUGGUAGGGGCAAACCGAAAACUCCUGGGCCCAGCAUUACGGAAUGCAUAAGUAAUGUUGAUGGUCGGGCAGAUAAUAUAGAGCAGAAAGUGCAGAAACUAGACACAGAACUUAGAAAAUAUAAAGAUCAAAUGUCCAAAAUGAGGGAGGGUCCUGCUAAAAAUUCCGUUAAACAAAAGGCAAUGAGGGUACUAAAACAGAAAAAAAUGUAUGAACAACAACUUGAGAAUUUACGUGCACAAUCCUUCAAUAUGGAGCAGGCAAAUUAUGCAACACAGACUUUGAAGGACACCCAUUCUACUAUUGCUGCAAUGAAAGAUGGUGUUACUUCUAUGAAAAAGGAGUUUAAGAAAAUUAAUAUUGAUGAUAUUGAGGAUGUAAAUGAUGAUUUAGCAGACAUGUUGGAACAAGCUGACGAAGUUCAAGAGGCCAUGGGUCGCCAGUACGGCAUGCCAGAGAUUGAUGACGAUGAACUGGCCGCUGAACUUGAUGCUUUAGGAGACGAGAUAGCCCUCGAUGGUGACACUUCAUAUCUUGAUGACGUCAUAAAAGCCCCAGCCGCGCCUGACAAAGAGCCCGGAGCUGACAGCGUGAGGAACAAAGAUGGCGUACCCGUAGACGAGUUCGGAUUACCCCAAGUGCCCAACAGCGCGCAAACUUCACGUUAAUAUAUACGUAUUUUCUUAGCGUCCCAACAAAGCUUGGUUUCCGUUGAUAUCGAGAAUUUAAAAGGUAAAUUUUUCUUUUAAUAUUUUUAGUUCUAUAGUUACUUUUAUGUCAUUUGCAUAUUAUAAUUGCAAAAUGGGCUAAAACGACUCUCUGUGAAAACAGCAUCAGUGUUUUAUGUAUAAAGAAGCUGUAGAAUAAUAUCUUAUAUAAACUCGGGAAAAGUGGGAAUAUUUUACAAUUUUUUUCACAUAUCGUUGACAUUUUAGCAUCAUCUGUUUACAGUCAUUCACCAAGAUAACUCAAAUUUAUUUAUUUCCCAGUGGAUUUAUAACACUGUUUUACAUUUUUGGGAGAUAUAACAUUCAGGGAAAAAAGUCAUGUUUUUCGUAUAUUAUAUUGUAAAACGUAUAAAAGCUUUAAACGGUUAUACUAUUGAUUGCAAAAAUUGCCAGAGUGUUAUUAAAGCGUUAUAUCAAAAAUAUUUUAUGCGAAAGCGUUGUUUCUAUAGUGAUAUGCCUAUUCUAAAUUUGUAAAUUUUAAAUAAACUCUAAUAUAAUUGCUCAGACAGUCAUCAAAAGGUCAAGAUAUCGCUUUAAUAGCCUAUCUGUUGUAUGUAAAACUAUAGUAAACUGUACCUAUAAAAUUUCUUCAAAACAGUGACUUUAAACAAAUGUUGCUUUGUACUUGUAAAUUAGUUAUGGCCUUAAGAAUUUCGCAAUCAUAGACGGAUAUUUCAGUAUGUAUAGAUGUAUUAUGUAUAAGAAAAAAAUUGCACGUAUGGAAAAGCAUUAACCUCCUAAGUUCAUCGAAAACUUAAUUAUAAAGGUCUAGCCAAGCGCAAUUCUAGUUUUCAAUAAGAGUAAUAAGAAUAUUUUUUUGGUUUUCUAUUUUAUGCAAUAAAAGUUUAACUGUUAAAAUUUAAAGCAGUCAUUACAUUGAAAUUAAUUAGUAAUAUAUACAACGUGUAAAUGAAAUCCUAAACAAUACUUCACAGGCUUUGUAGGUACAUGAUGUACUGUCUGUGAGACUUAUCUGUGAAACCAAAAACCGAAAUAGUUUUUGAAUAAAAAAAUUCCAUAGA